Molecule: messenger RNA, 409 nt
Organism: Aspergillus aculeatinus CBS 121060
Lineage: Eukaryota; Fungi; Ascomycota; Eurotiomycetes; Eurotiales; Aspergillaceae
Exons: 2
Coding region: 41-409 (122 amino acids)
Source: RefSeq, a predicted model, not a curated record
AAUCUACGCAGAUAUCGCAAGUCAACCAUAACACCUCACCAUGCGUUUCUCCAGCGUCCUCGCUCUACUCUCCCUGGCUGUCCUGCCUGCCUUCGCCAGUGCAGUCGACAACAACCAGGAAUCCUCAAUCAGCAAGCGCUGCUGCAUCCUCUGCGACAACCCCUACGCCCGCUGCGGCGCGAACGACAAGCGCGAGGCGGUCGAGACGGAGGAGGAGGCGCUCUUCGGCCCCGUCGCCAAGCGCUGCUGCGUCAACUGCGACGUCAACCGCUGCAAGCGCGACGAAGAGCCCGUGGCCUGGCCGGCGAAGCGCUGCUGCAUCCUGUGCGAUAACCCGUACGCGAGCUGUUUGACGAACGAUAAGCGGGAGGCAGUGGAGACUUUGGAGGAGGCUGUUGGGGAGUACUAG